GGUUGAAGACUAAACUAGAGUUAGGGAAAUCCUUUUCUGAUUAUCAUCGAAUUCUUGCCAGAACCGUUCGAUUGUUGACAAAUAUAGACAUAUACGGCAAACGAAACUACCAGAGAAAACUAAAAUGUUUGUUAACAGCUUGUUUAGAUGAGUAACAACAGUAGAAUUGAGAAGCAAGUUUCUACAAACGCUUUGAUCGUGUGCCGUUAAUGAUUUGUCUUUAAUGAACUGGUUUACUCUGAUACGAUAUUUUAGUAAAUAAGUUUUGUGUUUUUUUUUUUACAUCGGUGGAAAUUAGGCCCGACAGGUAGGGUUCAUAGCGUCGUGUGCCAUCCGAGUAAUGCAUCGUUUCUAAAUGGAAAACAUGAGGAAAUCAUCAUUCGGUCAGUUUGGUGGCCGUUUGUCAAGUGGGCCUUUGAGAGUAAAGAAUGAAAAUGGUUCUACAAAUAUUCGAAAAUCAACAACUGGAAGCCGCACACCACAGGGAAAAAUGUUUCCUGUGACACUUCAGCCAAAGAUCAGACCUUCUACUGCUGUGAGAAACAGUAGUAUAGGUUUCUACAACAGUGGAUUAGGAACAAGAGGGAGCAGCAUAGGUAUACGGGGUCGGGUCGAUGUACCUAAGGAUCCACGCCCUAUCUCUGACAGAGGCUUUCAGCAAAAGUGUAUCAGGCAGUUGAUUGAUUUUCUGGUUGAAAACAAAUAUCCACACCCAAUAUCUCAAAAAGUGCUUCACUCACCACCCUCGAAAGAAUUCUUCCGAAUUUUUGAGUUCAUUUAUCAGUUUUUAGACCGUAGCUACAAGCUGACUGGCAAAAUGGAGGAUGAGGUGUUACGCCUGCUGAAAGUUUUGGGCUACCCUUUUACUAUCUCCAAAAGUUCAAUGUAUGCAGUUGGAACCCCUCACACCUGGCCUCACCUGUUGGUGGCCUUAAUCUGGCUCACUGACCUGGUGAAGUAUUCACAAAGCAUGGCAGACACUACAUUGCUGGACAGGCACAUCAUAUUUACUCCAGAAGAUGCAGACUUUGAUUCCCUUCCUGAUGAUAAGAUUUUAUUUGAAUAUGUUACCCAGACCUAUGCUGCAUAUUUGAGUGGCGAGGACUCUUAUGAUGCAUUUGAUGAAGAGCUCUCAAAAUUACUUGAGGACAAGUAUCUGGGGCAGUCAGGUGGUAUUGAGGCAAUCCAGUCAGAGAGCAGCCGCAUCUCCGAAGAAAUUGCACUACUUGAUCAAGAAUUGAGUCGUGUAAACAAGCUGCGGGAGCAUCAAGAGAUAAUGCUGCUUGACGAGCAAAAGUAUCGUGACUAUCUUAGAGAAGUGGAGGCUGUCCAGCGCAAACACCAGCAGCUCUUGAUUGAUGCCCAGGAACAGUCUGUCCUGCUGGCUGAAGAACUACAGUCAGUUCAUCAGAAAAUUCAGCACAUGCAGGUGAUCUAUGAACAGCAAGAGCUGACACCUGCUGAUGUUGAGAGGCUGAAGGCUGCCAGGUUAGACCUGCAGCGCCAGGAGGAGGCUCUCGAGAGAGAGGUCAAGGACCUCAGUUCUGAGAUAUGGAAAAAAGAGAUUGCUUAUGGUCGCUUACAUGAACAGCUGAAUUCCAGCAUCGCUGAAUAUUCAAAAUUGGCACGAGCUCACAAACUAAUCCCAGUCACAGCUGAAAAUGCUAAUGGGAUUGACUUUGAGCUGCAUGUUUCCUAUCAAGAGUCAGAAAGCAACAACUUCGACAGCAUUAUCAAGCCAGCACUAAUGGCCAUCAAGAAACAAACAAUGGAUAAGCUUCACCAUGCCGAGACUUGCAAGCUUCAGGAGGAAAGAAAUCUGGAACAGUUUCAAGAAAGCAUCUCAGAGAGUGAACAAGCCCUGGCUGAACUGGAGAAGGAGAUAAAAAAAAUAGAUGAGGAGUUAGAGUGCCGAAAGCAGCUUUACCAGAGGGACAUUGAUGGACUCCAGGCAGCAGUGGACAAUAUCCAGGCUGAAAUUCGAACUUUCCAGACAUCCUCUCAGCUCAGUCUUCAAGAUGCAGAAAAGGAUUUGCGAGACACAGUCAGCUGGGCUGACAGAGAGAAGGCAGCCCUCAUCAAAAAGGAGCAGGAAUAUUCCCGCUUCAUGUGCAACGCAUGCACACUUGUCUCCGAUCACAAGACCCACAUGCAUCAACGCCUGAUGGAGCUGGAGAAGGAAGUUAAACAGGUGUUGCUUCAGACUCAGCACCGCACACGCAUCAUGGAAGAGAAUAGCUUGAAACUGCGCAGCGAGCUGUAAACGAAUAAUCUACAUCUCACAGCCAGUUACAGGAACAUUUUGUCCCUGGCUUGCACUCUAAGCUCACUUUUUUAAAACCUGGUGAGGAAUGUUGUCCAGGUUGUGGACACCAUCACCAGAGAAGUUGUGCAACUGGGAGCAGUACCGAUGAACUUGCCUCUAUUCCACCUUCCUCUUCUCUUCCAGCAGCAUUAUCUGAACCACCAUCACCACUAUCUUCACUUCGUUUUCAUGUUUUGCUUUUAAUUCUAACAGUUUUUGUGUAAGACAUUUUGUUAUUGUGCUUAUUACAUUUGCUGGACAUGAUUACUUUGUUCCCAUGUCAAGAGAAAUGAUCACUUUUUAUCCAAAUCUUGUCAGGGGUACCAAUUAUAGGUUUACUAGAAUAGAUCAUAACUGGAGAGAAAAUAUGUUUAAGAAAGAAUCCAUGCAUACAUUAAAAAUGUGUGUGAAAGGGAUAGAGUAAAUGUUUGCAUGUGCAAUAUUGCGAUGUAUAUCAUGGCUGAUUAGUGUGAAGGAGAAGAGAGAUGCAUUCAUUGACCUUUGAUGUUUUUUGUCGCAAAUACUUUUCUCAAAAUGCUUUUUGGUGUGCUCAGAUACAUGUAUACUGCGUUUCCACUAGCAUGUGACCGCAACACAAAGUUUAGAUGAGCAUUGUAGAGUGCUUUUGCAUGCCAUAGAAAAGACCUUUGAGAAAGGGAGAAUAGAUUUUUAUGGUAAUAUUUUUAAUAGCAUCAAUCACUAAUUGCCUCAUUUUAGUUUAGCCACAAAAGUACUUUGUGCAUUGUUGUACAUUUAGAAAUUAUUAUGUGUACAUUGUUGUUAAUUUUCUCCCUCACUGCCCUAUCUUCUCCACCUCUUAAGAGUUGGGUACCCUGACAGCUGGGUCAACUGGGGAGUUUGGACAGAUGCCAGAUACCUUGGCCAUCUUCCCCAUUGGAAUAGCUUGCUACACUGCCAAGACACCCUGCACAGUCUGUGCGAUCGCUAGGGACUAGAUUCAUUAACAAUAGCAGGAGUGACAAUGAUGGGGGGGAAUAAAAUCACAUAAGACAAACACCCAUGCAAAACUGAUGUAUGUUUUAUUUUUCUAUGACUGUGCCCACAUGGGUUACAUAUAAAUAAUUAUGAAAUUACAUACAAGACUUGUAAGUUA
Messenger RNA from Pomacea canaliculata, 3419 nucleotides. Its product is annotated as kinetochore protein NDC80 homolog. Lineage: Eukaryota; Metazoa; Mollusca; Gastropoda; Architaenioglossa; Ampullariidae. Gene Ontology annotation, biological process: attachment of mitotic spindle microtubules to kinetochore. The coding region runs from base 356 to 2263 and encodes 635 amino acids. The record is from RefSeq and is a predicted model, not a curated record. The transcript has 16 exons. Gene Ontology annotation, cellular component: Ndc80 complex.